AUGUACAUCUCCAACAACAACCUGUCAGGGCCCCUGCCCGAUGCACUGAGCAAUUGCCAAAGCUUGAUACACCUCCGGUUGGACCGUAACUCCAUCAAUAGUAGCAUUCCUGCUUCUGUGAGCAAAAUGCAAGGCUUGAUAUUGCUAAACCUUACCAAAAACACACUCUCCGGUAUGAUUCCUCGAGAGCUAGGACUCAUGGAUGGCAUUCAAGAAUUGCAUCUCGCACACAACAACCUGUCUGGUCAUAUCACUGAAAGCUUUGGGAACAUGACAUCGUUGUAUCGGUUAGACCUGUCUUUCAACCGUCUUGACGGCAGAGUUCCAUCACAGGGUGUGUUCAGUAACGUGACAGGGUUUUCCUUUGAAGGGAACUCGGGCCUCUGUGGUGGCGUCUCAGAAUUACAUUUGCCCCUAUGCCCGCCGGAAUCCAUGGAACAUGGUCUAAGGAAACGUCAUUUGCUGAUGAAAGUAGUUAUUCCAAUUGCUGCUGGCAUCAUUAUAGGCUCGAGUCUGAUUCUUGUUUUCUUCACAAUAAGAAAGAAACCAAAAGCUCAAUCUGCAACCACUAGGGGAUUCCAAUUGGCAGAUGACAAUUAUCCUAGAGUUUCUUAUGCUGGAUUGGUCCAAGGAACAAAUUGCUUUGCCACAGACAAUUUGAUUGGUAGAGGAAGGUAUGGAUCUGUGUAUAAGUGCGGUUUGCUGCUAAAAAAUACGAUGACCACAGUUGCUGUGAAGAUUUUUGAUCUUCAACAAUCUGGCUCCUCCAAAAGCUUUCUAGCUGAGUGUGAGGCACUUAGUAAGAUAUGCCAUCGUAAUUUGGUCAGUGUCAUCACUUGCUGCUCAAGCUUGGACUCAAACCAAAACGACUUCAAAGCCAUUGUGUUUGAGCUCAUGCCUAAUGGGAACCUAGAUAAGUGGCUGCAUCCGGAUGUACAUGCAUCGCAGCAGCUGCAGGGCUUGACAAUGGUGCAGAGGUUAAAUAUUGCCGUUGAUGUUGCUGAUGCACUAGAUUACUUGCACAACUGCGAACCUCCAGUUGUUCACUGUGAUUUGAAGCCAGGCAACAUUCUUCUUGAUACGUAUUUAGUUGCUCACAUUGGGGACUUUGGCCUUGCAAAGAUUCUCUCGGAUCCAGAAGGGGAGCAACCAAUCAAUUCAAAGAGCUCUAUCGGAAUAAGAGGAACAAUUGGAUAUCUCGCUCCAGAAUAUGGCGAAGGCAGUCAAGUUUCUCCAUCUGGAGAUGUAUACAGCUUUGGAAGUGUCAUCCUCGAGUUGUUUACAGGCAUGGCACCUACUCAUGACAUGUUCAGAGAUGGGUUGACCUUGCAAAAACAUGCCGAGAAUGCAUUUCCAGAUAAGUUAAUGGAGAUUGUUGAUCCUGUCUUACCAUCCAUUGAAGAAAAAUCUGGGAGUAGUUUGCAGAAUCAAAGCAACAGAAUGGAGGAUAUCUGCAACACCAUGUUCUCUAUCAUAGAAGUUGCGCUAUCGUGCUGCAAGCAAGCACCAACAGAGAGGAUGUGCACGAGAGAUGCAGCAGCUGGGAUGCGCAAGAUAAGGGAUAGCCAUGUUAAAAAGAAUACAAGAUUAGCAAGUCAUAGUUAG
Triticum turgidum subsp. durum (durum wheat) is the source of this 1605-nucleotide messenger RNA. NCBI's taxonomy places the organism in Eukaryota, Viridiplantae, Streptophyta, Magnoliopsida, Poales, Poaceae. The record is from the annotation of a GenBank genome assembly.